Molecule: messenger RNA, 3684 nt
Organism: Phalaenopsis equestris
Lineage: Eukaryota; Viridiplantae; Streptophyta; Magnoliopsida; Asparagales; Orchidaceae
Product: 5'-3' exoribonuclease 3
Exons: 23
Coding region: 124-3438 (1104 amino acids)
Biological process (GO): nuclear-transcribed mRNA catabolic process
Cellular component (GO): nucleus
Molecular function (GO): 5'-3' RNA exonuclease activity; zinc ion binding; RNA binding
Source: RefSeq, a predicted model, not a curated record
ACCACCGCUGUUUAAUUAGAACUCUGUGCUUGCAGCCUGAUCCAACACGAUUCUGCAGCAUCGCGUAGGGUUCCCUUAGGCCCUCACUUCCGUCGCACAGAGAGAGGGAGAGAGAGAGGAUCAAUGGGAGUGCCGGCGUUUUACCGGUGGCUUGCGGAGAAGUAUCCUAUGGUAGUAGUGGACGUAGUAGAGGAGGAACCAGUGGAGAUCGAAGGCGUUAAGAUCCCCGUCGAUACGUCGAAGCCGAACCCUAAUGGGAUUGAAUACGACAAUCUAUAUCUCGAUAUGAAUGGCAUCAUUCAUCCUUGCUUUCAUCCAGAGGACCGCCCCGCUCCCACCUCCUUUGAUGAGGUUUUCCAAUGCAUGUUUGAUUACAUUGAUAGGCUUUUUGUCAUGGUUCGGCCCAGGAAGCUUCUCUUUAUGGCUAUUGAUGGUGUUGCACCGAGGGCUAAGAUGAAUCAGCAGCGUUCUAGACGUUUCAGAGCAGCUAAGGAUGCAGCAGAUGCGGCGGCUGAAGAGGACCGACUGCGUCUGGAGUUUGAGAGGGAAGGAAGAAAGCUUCCACCGAAGAAGGAAUCAGAAGUUUUUGAUUCUAAUGUUAUUACUCCCGGGACCGAGUUUAUGUCUGUUCUGUCUGUAGCACUGCAGUAUUACAUUCAUCUGAGGCUAAACUAUGACCCUGGUUGGAAGCACAUAAAAGUAAUCCUUUCUGAUGCAAAUGUUCCCGGUGAAGGGGAACACAAAAUUAUGUCAUACAUCCGUCUUCAACGAAAUUUGCCCGGUUUUGAUCCAAAUACUCGGCACUGCUUGUAUGGUCUGGAUGCAGAUUUGAUCAUGUUAGCUUUGGCCACACAUGAGGUGCAUUUUUCAAUUUUAAGAGAGAUUGUCUUCACUCCUGGACAGCAAGACAAAUGCUUUUUAUGCGGCCAGAUGGGCCAUUUAGCUGCAGAUUGCCAAGGACACGCUAAAAGAAAAUCUGGUGAAUUUGAUGAGAAGGGUGAUAGUGCUGUAGUUGCAAAGAAACCUUACCAGUUUCUCAACAUCUGGACUCUUCGAGAGUACUUGGAAUUUGAAUUUAGAAUGCCUAAUCCUCCCUUUGAGGUUGAUUUUGAACGUAUAGUAGAUGAUUUCAUCUUUAUGUGUUUCUUUGUUGGAAAUGAUUUUCUUCCCCAUAUGCCAACGCUGGAAAUCCGUGAGGGUGCAAUAAAUUUACUUAUGGCUGUUUAUAAGAAGGAAUUUAGGGUGAUGAAGGGCUAUUUGACGGAUUCAUGGAAGCCUAAUUUGAGCAGAGUUGAGCAUUUUAUUCAGGCAGUUGGGUCUUACGAGGAUAGAAUUUUCCAAAAAAGAGCUCGCUUACAUCAGCGUCAAGCGGAAAGAAUAAAACGCGAAAAAGUACAAGCCUUACGAGGAGAUGAUAUAGAUCCUCAACUGAAUCCUGAUCUUAUAGUGCCCAUUACUCGUUAUAAGGGUUCACGUCUCGCUUCUGGCGCUUCCCCUUCCCCAUUUCAACAGUUCGAGUCUUCUUAUGGAACUCGCAAUCCGCCGCUUACAAGAAAAGACACAGAAAAUGAAAAAGCUGCUUCAGAAAUGCACAUUUUAAAGAUCAACAAAAGAACAACACAUGAGGCAGGAUCUUAUGUUCGAGCGCAAAAGGCUGCCCGCAUUUCAGCAGAGGGUGCAACUAUUGGAGGAGCAAUUGUUGAGGCUGAGAAGAGUCUUGAAGCAGAAAUGCUUGAAAAUAAGGAAGAAAUGAAAACAAAGCUGAAAGAAUUGUUACGGAAUAAAUCUGAUCUUUUCAACGCUGAAAAUCCAGAGGAGGACAAGGUUAAACUUGGAGAGCCGGGUUGGAAAGCAAGGUACUAUGAGGAAAAAUUUUCUGCAAAAUCCCCUGAAGAAGUUGAGCUUAUUAAAAGAGACAUUGUUUUACGGUACACGGAAGGAUUGUGUUGGGUGAUGCAUUAUUAUUACGAAGGUGUUUGCUCAUGGCAAUGGUUCUACCCCUACCACUAUGCACCGUUUGCCUCUGAUAUCAAGGGUCUGGGUCAACUGAAUAUAGAAUUCAAACUUGGCUCUCCUUUCAAGCCAUUCAGUCAGCUAAUGGGAGUGUUUCCAGCUGCAAGUGCCCAUGCUUUACCAUUUCAUUACAGGCGAUUGAUGAGUGAUCCAAACUCACCCAUUAUUGAUUUCUAUCCCACAGAUUUUGAGGUUGACAUGAAUGGAAAGAGAUAUUCUUGGCAGGGUGUUGCUAAGCUUCCUUUUAUAGAGGAAGAUCGCUUGCUUGCUGAAAUUAAGAAUGUACAACAUACUUUGACGAAGGAAGAAAUUCGGCGGAAUAGUGUGAUGUUUGAAAUGCUUUUUGUUAAUGUGUCACAUCCUCUCUCUCCAUAUAUGUUCUCUCUUAGCAAUCAACAUGGACAAUUGUCAGAAAAAGAAAAAGCUGAAAUAAAAGAAAAAAUUGAUCCUGUUGCCAGUGGUGGAAUGAAUGGAUAUCUGUCACUUUGUAAUGGGGAUCCAUGUCCGCCUGUCUUCAGGUCUCCCAUCAAUGGAUUGGAGGAUAUAAUGGACAAUCAAGUCAUUUGUACAAUAUACAAACUUCCAGAUGCCCACAAACACAUUACUCAACCACCACCAGGUGUUAUAUUCCCUAAAAAGACUGUUACCAUCGGUGAUUUGAAGCCUCCACCUGCUCUGUGGCAUGAAGAUACUGGCAGGAGACCGCUUGAAAAUGGAAGCACCACAUCCAGGCAAAACCCCCCAGGAUCUUACUCUGGCAAACAACUUGGCGAGGCCGCUCAUCGUCUAGUCAUCAAUAGCUUACAGGCGCGGACUGGACGAGAGCACGACAACAUGGAGCAAAGAAGGCAUCCUCAUCCGUCAUCACAUCCUCCACAUUCACCCAACUCCUUUCCAUAUUCGGAUGGACGACAACUUCCAUUUGCUGCUGGAGAGGAACGACAUGCCAUUGGUCAGUCGCAACGGUACAAUGUUGUUUCUACCUCUUCAAGUUAUCGAUACGAGAGAUCCGAAAACCAUCCAUUCAAACGAAAUGAACAUCAUAGUAGUCACCAUCAAUUUGAAAGAAACGAAUAUGGUGUUAGGAAUACUACACAUUACGAGCAAAGAGUUCCGGCUCAAAGCCACCCACAGUAUGGCACGUCGGCAUACCCAGUCGCGACGAGAAAUGUCAUCCAACAGCCCGUUCAUGGAAGCGUCCCUGCUCGGUCUGGAUAUGGCGGCUUCAACGCAUACGGAGUUCGGCCGCAAUGGAAUCCACAAUAUGAUCCAAGGAGAGGACCGCCUUCGCAUCAGGCUCAGUUUGAAAGAACGAACACGAACCCACAACCGACGAAUUAUAGUAAUAAUAGAUAUGUUGUGUUAGAUCGAGGCUUGAACAAAAGGCCUCGGCCACCACCGCCGCCCGGUUAUGGCCAUUAUUAGAGCUGAAUAAUGCAGAGUGGGUAUUAUUCAUCUAUUUUCUUAGUAGCAUUAUUUUUGUUGUAUUUUGUUCUAAUUUUGGAGAUGGUCUGUAGCUAUUAUCAACUUGCUGUAAGAUUGCAAAAAACAAAUGUUAGUAACUUGAACUCCACUAACAUAAGAGCCUGACAGUAGAGAACUAUAAUGUAACAUUUGAAUAAUGUAAAAUUUUAUUUGUAACAUUUUGUAUGCAUUCAAUUGGAUUGAUUA